AUGGUGGAAUUUCAUGAAAUUGUUGAGCCUUCAAGUGAUCCUAUGAGAGAGUUGUUAGAAGUUGGAGAUGAUGAAGAAAAUGUCAGUUACAAUGAUCUUAAGAAACGGAUGUGGAAGGACCGGAUGAAAUUGCAGAAGCUCAAAGCAAAGCGAGACAUGAGCUCGUUUAAGGAUGAGAGUGAUGAAACACAAGCUAAGCAAGAAGAACAAUCUCGUCGCAAAAAGAUGUCAAGAGCUCAAGAUUCAAUUCUCAAGUACAUGGUUAAGAUCAUGGAGGUUUGUGAAGGUCAAGGCUUUGUUUAUGGAAUAGUGGGGGAAAAGGGGAAACCGGUUAGCGGAUCAUCGGAUAGUUUAAGAGAAUGGUGGAGGGAGAAGGUGAGAUUUGAACAGAGUGCCCCUGCUGUCAUUGCUGAUUUCUUGCCCAAAUUAGUAGAGGACAACAUUAUUUUGGAUACUUCCUCCAAUAUUCAUCUCUUAGAAGAUUUGAGAGAUGGUACUUUAAGCACACUCCUUUCUACCCUCAUGCAACAUUGUGACCCCCCACAAAGGAUUUUCCCUUUAGAAAGAGGAUUAGCCCCACCUUGGUGGCCUACAGGGAAGGAACUCUGGUGGGGUGAUCAAGGCUUAUCUCAAGAACAAGGUCCACCACCUUAUAGGAAGCCUCAUGAUCUCAAGAAGGCAUGGAAGGUAACUGUUUUGGCUGCAAUCAUCAAGAAUAUGACACCCAAUUUAGAUAGAAUGAGGAGGUUGGUGACACAGUCCAGGAGCUUACAAAAUAAGAUGACAGCCAAAGAAACAGCCACUUGGUCUAAAUUGGUUAACCAAGAAGAAGCUCUUGUCAAUUUAACUGACAAGUCUCUCAAGAUUUCAUCUUCCGAGGAAGAAGAAGAUGUUGCUUUGGUAACCAAGAAUGUAUUUGUUGAUGGAUCUGCUCGGAGGAGAAAAGACAAGAGGAAGUGCAACUUUGAGCAUGACACAAGGUGUCCCAUUCGCGAAAAUGGUGGUCUGUAUGACCAAGAAAGUAUCAAUAACUUGGUUGAAGCACAAACGCUGCCUCGUGAAGAAUGGAUAGCUAAAGAAGAAGAAAUUUCUCCACAUGAUUGGAUGAACAUGGAGAUCCAGAAGAGCUUCAACAAUUACGAUGCACAAUUUACUGCGUGUAGCGGAAUUCAGAACAAUUUCGAAAGCUAUUCAGGAGAAAAUGUCCUUGAACAGCUUCUCUCUUAUCCAGCGACUUGUGGAAGCAUGAACAUAGAUGGAACUCAAUUAGAAGCUGAUCUAAAUCAAGAGAUUGCUACUUCUAUUUGGGAUUUUUAG
Solanum stenotomum is the source of this 1317-nucleotide messenger RNA. Its product is annotated as putative ETHYLENE INSENSITIVE 3-like 4 protein. Gene Ontology annotation, molecular function: DNA binding; DNA-binding transcription factor activity. Lineage: Eukaryota; Viridiplantae; Streptophyta; Magnoliopsida; Solanales; Solanaceae. Bases 1 to 1317 code for a protein of 438 amino acids. The transcript has a single exon. Gene Ontology annotation, cellular component: nucleus. The record is from RefSeq and is a predicted model, not a curated record.